Messenger RNA from Cynara cardunculus var. scolymus (artichoke), 651 nucleotides. RefSeq lists its product as uncharacterized. The record is from RefSeq and is a predicted model, not a curated record. The transcript has a single exon. The coding region runs from base 1 to 651 and encodes 216 amino acids. NCBI's taxonomy places the organism in Eukaryota, Viridiplantae, Streptophyta, Magnoliopsida, Asterales, Asteraceae.
AUGGGUGGUUGUUUCUCUUCCCCUGAUCAUCAGUCUGUUGUUUCCAAUACCAAUUCCGCCCUCGUCAUAUCUCCUACAGGUGAAUUGCGACCUUAUUCUACUCCCGUCUUUGUUUCUGAUGUUCUUCAAUCCCAUCCUUCUUUCUUCCUCUGUAACUCCGACAAUUUGUCUUAUGAUCAACUUAUUACACCUUUAGAUGCCCACGAUGAGCUUGAUGCUGCUCAGAUCUACUUCCUUGUACCAAUUUCUAAGCUUCACCAUCGUCUCACUGCUUCCGAAAUGGCCGCACUCGCAGUCAAGGCCAGCCUCGCCCUCAACACUACCAACAUAUCCUUAUCACGCACUCCUUCCUCUUCUACAUCAUCGAAACCCACCCCUACUACCCACAAGAGGAAAAGCAAAUCUAAGAUCUCUCCCUUUGUGGUCAUGGAAACCAGCAAGAUCAAUGUGAUUGUGGAUCAAAGUAAGCGCUUGGUUGAGACCACUACUGCUAAGCAACAGAUAGGAGUGUCUAGAUCGGGAUCCAUUCGCAGAAUACAGAGAUAUUCCUCAAGGAAAGCUCGUUUGGCUGUUAGAUCAUUUAGGCUUCGAUUGUCGACCAUAUAUGAAAGUGAAUCCUCCGAUCAAUCUCAAUCUCACAAGUACUACUAG